AUGUAUGUAGUUUUGGGAAGUUCCUGCUGUGUGCUUGCUGGAUUUUUCGAUUCUAAUGGUGAGAGUUACAAUAACAACAAUAUAUGCCAACCUCUUCUAGGGCAAAGAAUCGAAUCCAUCGACUAUUUGUGGCAACUUAUUAGCAUAAGUGAUCCAAGUAACUGCAGCGCCAAACGUCUUCUUCAGGGAUUUGAUUACUUGAACACUCCUUUUCAGCCACUUUACGCUCGAAACUUCACGUUUCUCAACUGCACAUCCGAUGCACUGAUUUUCCCAAGUACCGGAGUAUCACCAAUUCCUUGUCUUAGUAGUGAAAGUUAUUCCGUCGUGGCUUUACCGAAUGAUCGUUACAAUGGCUCCAAUAUAUUGAGUUGUUCGGAGAUAGCAACAUUGCCAAUCGUGUGA
Molecule: messenger RNA, 405 nt
Organism: Durio zibethinus
Lineage: Eukaryota; Viridiplantae; Streptophyta; Magnoliopsida; Malvales; Malvaceae
Source: RefSeq, a predicted model, not a curated record